Striga hermonthica is the source of this 831-nucleotide messenger RNA. NCBI's taxonomy places the organism in Eukaryota, Viridiplantae, Streptophyta, Magnoliopsida, Lamiales, Orobanchaceae. The record is from the annotation of a GenBank genome assembly.
AUGAUGAAAGUGCGGGCGGCUGAUUGUCAGGAAUCCUAUCAGUGUUUUAUCCCCCGGCCUAUUCUCGGCCUCCACAUGGAAAUCGGUCCUCGUCCCAUCGGAGAUGUCGAUUCUCCUUCCGGUUCCCGCCAUGUUCUUUCAAGUCGGGUUCUCAUUCUAAUCUUUUGCACACAGUUGGUCACCGGCGCGCCGUCCCUGCUCCACCGCCAGUUCGCCCUAAAUCGACCGAAUCAAAUCAUCCCCCAAUUUCUUCGGCUCAAGCAAAAUAGCCGCUGCUACUCCGCCGCUUGGCCCGCCUCUCAUCCGCCGCUGCUCCUCAAGCCGCUGCUCCUCUACCGCUGCUCCUCAAGCCGCUGCUCCUCCUCCCCUGAUUAUCACAGUAUAAUUCAGAUGUCAAGCCAAGAGGAAAUGGACGGAAGCAACGGACCGGUGGAUAAUGCCUCAAAUGAGACACCGACCCAACCAACUGAAGAUACAUCAGAAGUUAAAGGAGGCGCCCGACAACGUAAAAUGCAGUCAAGAUCUAAGACAUGGACUCAUUUUACCAGGAUUCUUGACAAAAAUGAAAAUGUGAUUGGAGCUAAAUGCAAUCAUUGCAAAAAGGAAUAUGCUUGCCAUACAAAACGAAAUGGUACCUCAUCACUUCUUGCUCAUAUGACUAGUUGCAUGAAAAACUCUGAAAACGUUGAUGUGAACCAGUCAUUACUAAAUGUGCAACCUGGGAAAGAUGGUGUUGUUGGGUCGAGUUCGAUAACUGCUUGGAAAUAUAAUUAUGGUGAGAUUCGAAAAUCUCUUGCAUAUAUGAUAUGUUCUGAUGAGUUGAUUUUUUAA